CGCGAGGUUUCGGCUUAAGAGGCCGUGGAAACGCGAACUCUCGCGAGAGACGCGAUUGCCGCUCGUCCGUGGGCGGGCGGUUAGGCGCAAAGGGGUCGGUGUUUAACCCAGCGCCGUUUUCGUGUUCUUCCUCGGCCUUGAGCUGGAGGACCGCUUGUUCCUUUGUGCGUCAUCUACCUGAGAAAUGAUCGCUUCCCCCUAGUCUAGACACGCUCUGUACAGCAAUAAAAGUAAAUUUACAAGCACUGGAAUAAGACUUGUAAAGGAACAUUGUGCGGCAUGGAGUCACCAUCAGAAGAAUUUUUUAUGAGGGAUCCUGCUGUGGAAGAGCAGAUAAAGCAGGAAACUGAGAAUAAGGUAGAAAAACCAGCUGGCCAACUGGAGAAACAGGAAAAGGAGAUACCUACUGAUCUUGUCCCUGUUAACCUAUUAUUAGAAGUAAAGAAGUUAUUAAAUGCAAUUAAUACUCUACCAAAAGGUGUGGUUCCUCACAUUAAAAAGUUCUUACAAGAAGAUUUUUCCUUCCAAACUAUGCAGAGGGAAGUUGCGGCUAACAGCCAGAAUGGGGAGGAAAUUGUUCCUGCUUUGACUUUACGUUUCUUGAUAACACAACUAGAAGCAGCACUUAGGAACAUUCAAGCUACCAAUUAUACCGCACACCAGAUUAAUAUUGGUUAUUAUUUGACAUUACUAUUUUUAUAUGGAGUGGCACUCACUGAAAGGGGAAAGAAAGAGGAUUAUACAGAAGCUGAGAAUAAAUUCCUGGUGAUGAAGAUGGUGAUCCAAGAAAACGAAAUUUGUGAAAACUUUAUGUCUUUAGUGUAUUUUGGACGUGGUUUACUUCGAUGUGCUCAGAAGAGAUAUAAUGGUGGACUGCUAGAAUUUCAUAAAAGUUUACAAGAAAUAGGAGAUGCAAAUGAUCACUGGUUUGACCUAGAUCCUACAGAAGAUGAAGAUUUACCUACAACUUUUAAAGAUUGUCUUGAUAAUUUUAUUGAGACAACUGAAAGUAAUAUAAUGAAGCAGACGAUUUGCAGCUAUCUAGAUUGUGAGCGAUCUUGUGAAGCUGAUAUUUUAAAGAACACCAAUUAUAAGGGAUUUUUUCAGUUAAUGUGCAGUAAAAGUUGCUGUGUUUAUUUCCAUAAAAUUUGUUGGAAAAAGUUCAAGAACUUAAAAUAUCCAGGUGAAAAUGAUCAGAGUUUUAGUGGGAAAAAAUGUUUGAAAGAAGGAUGUAUGGGUGACAUGGUAAGGAUGCUGCAGUGUGAUGUACCUGGACUUGUUAAAAUUUUGUUUGAAGUUAUGAGAAAGGAUGAAUAUAUAACCAUUGAAAAUUUAGGAGCAAGUUAUAAAAAACUGAUGUCUCUGAAAAUAACUGAUACUGAUAGAAGACCGAAGAUCAGUUUAAAAUUUAAUACAAAAGAUGAGAUGCCCAUCUUCAAACUUGAUUAUAAUUAUUUCUAUCAUCUGCUUCAUAUAAUUAUUAUUUCUGGUACUGACAUUGUCCGACAAAUAUUUGAUGAGGCCAUGCCACCCCCUCUUUUGAAAAAGGAGCUUCUUAUACACAAGAAUGUGCUGGAAUCCUACUAUAAUCAUCUUUGGACCAAUCACCCUUUGGGUGGAUCAUGGCAUCUGCUUUAUCCUCCAAAUAAGGAACUACCACAGUCCAAACAGUUUGACUUAUGCCUCCUGUUAGCGCUCAUAAAACAUUUGAAUGUAUUUCCUGCACCCAAAAAAGGUUGGAAUAUGGAACCAUCAUCUUCUGAUCUCUCUAAGUCUGCAGAUAUCCUGAGGCUAUGCAAAUAUAGGGAUAUCCUCCUUAGUGAGAUUUUGAUGAAUGGUCUCACUGAGUCACAGUUCAAUUCAAUAUGGAAAAAAGUUUCAGAUAUUCUUCUGCGCCUUGGGAUGAAGCAAGAAGAUAUUGACAAAGUGAAAGAAAAUCCCAUUGAGAAUAUCUCCCUUGAUUACCAUCAACUGUCUGUCUACCUAGGCAUACCAGUACCAGAAAUCAUCCAGAGGAUGUUAUCUUGCUAUCAACAAGGAAUUGCUCUACAGUCAAUAACAGGCAGUCAACGUAUUGAAAUAGAAGAGUUGCAGAAUGAAGAAGAAGAACUAAGUCCACCUCUCAUGGAGUACAAUAUAAAUGUGAAAUCGAACCCUGAAAUGCAGUUAGCAGAAAUGAAUAAAGACGGGGCAUCAAUACCCAGUGAAUCUUCAACGGAAUCUGUUAAAGAUCUCCAGGAAGUUAAGAGUAAACCAAAGAAAAAGAAAAAAGCUAAGAAUAAAAAGAAUAAAGAAUCAAAAGAAGAGGAAGUCCCAUGUACAGUAGAAAAAGAAGACCAGCUGAAGAAAGAACAAAUAAAUCUACACCCAGUCAGUAGAUUUAUAAAAGAUGAUACAAGUGAUGUUCAAGAAGAUUCUGCAAAUGAAGACAAGUUCUAUAGCCUAGAUGAAUUGCAUAUUCUGGACAUGGUAGAGCAGGGCUCAACUGGCAAAGUCACUGCAGACUAUGGAGAAACUGAAAAGGAGAGAAUGGCUUAUCAGCGGCAGCUUUUCAGAUUGCACUAUCAGUGUGAAGAUUUCAAAAGACAGUUGAAAACAGUGACUUUUCGGUGCCAAGAAAACCAAAUACAUAUUAAAAAGAAAGACAAAAUCAUUGCGUCUCUUAAUCAACAAGUGGCUUUUGGAAUCAAUAAGGUUUCCAAAUUACAGCGUCAAAUCCAUGCUAAAGAUAAUGAAAUCAAGAAUCUCAAAGAGCAACUUUCCAUGAAAAGAUCUCAGUGGGAAAUGGAGAAGCAUAAUUUGGAAAGCACAGUUAAGGCAUGCUUAAACAAACUGAAUGCAGAAACCAGCAGAGCUUUAACAGCUGAGGUCUAUUUCUUACAGUGUCGUAGAGAUUUUGGUUUGCUUCAUCUAGAACAGACAGAAAAGGAGUGUCUCAGUCAGCUCGCCAGGGUGACUCACAUGGCAACAAGUAACCUAGAAUCACUUCAGUUGAAGGCUGCAGUAGAUAGUUGGAAUGCCAUCGUGACGGAUGUUAGAAACAAGAUUACAUUCCUGAGGACACAGUACAAUGAACAAAUUAACAAGGUGAAGCAAGGGUUUGCCUUGAGUACUUUGCCUCCAGUUCAGCUUCCUCCUCCACCACCCAGUCCUGAGAUACUGAUGCAGCAGUUCUUGGGAAGACCACUUGUGAAAGAAUCUUUCUUUCGACCCAUACUUACCGUCCCGCAAAUGCCUAUAGUUUGCCCAGCAGUCAUUUCUGUACCUGGUCAACCUAGAGCCCCCUUGAUGACUGGCAUAGCCUGGACUGUGCCUGCGCCUGUGGGAGAGACUGUGCCUGCCUGUGCUCGGCUGGGAAGUGAUUCUUCCAUGAUGAAUUGGGAAAGGAUGACAGAUAGACUGAAAACCGCCUUUCCACAACAGACCAGAAAGGAGCUUACAGAUUUCUUACGAAAACUAAAGGAUACUCAUGGAAAGUCUUUAUCUAGACUGACAUUUGAUGAAAUUGUUUACAAGAUUUACCAAUUUAUUGACCCCAAGAGAUCUCAGAGUCAAGGAAAAUCAGUGCCAAAUGGUAAUGGUGUUUCACCCAGACUUUCUUCAUCACAGCCCAAUACUGCCCAGUCCCCAAAGCCAGCCUGGAGGCCACUCAGUUCACAAGGUUCUGCCAGAUGGAAAGGAGCCAAUAAUUUGGAUGAGGAGGAGGAAGAGGAGCCUUGUGUGAUCUGCCAUGAGAAUUUAUCUCCAGAAAACCUUUCAGUUUUGCCUUGUGCUCACAAAUUCCACUUCCAGUGCAUUAGACCAUGGUUGAUGCAACAGGGAACAUGCCCAACAUGCAGACUCCAUGUUUUGCUGCCAGAAGAAUUCCCUGGUCAUUCAAGCCGACAGGUGCCCAAGAUCUGAUACAAGGAAGGGUGACUAUGCAAAUGGAAACUUAGUUUUCAGAUGCUCCACUUUAGUUCUGCCUUUUAUUCAGAGCUUAUUGUGUGAGUAGUUUGUGAUUUUAUUAUGAUAUUGAAAUAGUAUGCUCUUCAGUGAUAUGCUCAAGAAGCUAGCUAAUCUCAUUAAAGUGGCAGCCAAAGACAUCAGGACAAAUCUUCAGGACUUGUGAACUGAAAUAAAGGGGCUUAAAGAAGAGGAUAUUUUAUCAUUAAUAGUUAUAUUUACCCUUAUGUUAGUAAGCUUUUUCUUCUAGUAUAAACAUAACUGUUGUUAUCUUCCUUAAGAUAUCUUUUCUUGUCUUUUUUCCUAAUUAUUCCAUUCAUCCUUUGCUUUUCCUCAAGGGUACUACAUUUUAAUUUUCUGAAAUAAAUUUAAGCAAUAUGAAAAGUGGAAUAGUGAAGAAGUGGGAAAAGUCCACAGAUUUUAGUGUUGUCUUUUUUCUUUUAAAACUAGCUAUAAAAUAUAUUUGUUAAUCAUUUAAAUUUUAUCUCCAUCUUCUGCAUUCUUUUGUAUCAUCUGAAGUAAGUUCCCAUGAAGAUUAUGAGCUCCUUGAAGGUGGAAACCAUACACUGGUUUGUUGAAGGAGCUGGCUUACAAUAAAUUAUAUGAAGUGAUUGUCUCAGGUGAAAGUUUCAGGAAUUUUGCAAGCCAGUUGUCAAAUUGUUGGUAGCUUGAACUCUGCCGUAGUAGAAGUGUUACACCAUAGAAAUUGAAAAUGCUAUUAAAUAUAGACUCUCAUCUCAAGAGUUGGUUGUUAAACAUCUGUUAGCACACCAUUGGCCCAUGCCUGUCCUGUUUUGUG
This is a messenger RNA of Tupaia belangeri chinensis (Chinese tree shrew), 4744 nucleotides long. It is a transcript of the gene DZIP3, whose product is annotated as DAZ interacting zinc finger protein 3. NCBI's taxonomy places the organism in Eukaryota, Metazoa, Chordata, Mammalia, Scandentia, Tupaiidae. The transcript is spliced from 32 exons. Gene Ontology annotation, molecular function: RNA binding; ubiquitin protein ligase activity; polyubiquitin modification-dependent protein binding. Gene Ontology annotation, biological process: protein polyubiquitination. Gene Ontology annotation, cellular component: cytoplasm. The coding region runs from base 280 to 3903 and encodes 1207 amino acids. The record is from RefSeq and is a predicted model, not a curated record.